Molecule: messenger RNA, 672 nt
Organism: Vanderwaltozyma polyspora DSM 70294
Lineage: Eukaryota; Fungi; Ascomycota; Saccharomycetes; Saccharomycetales; Saccharomycetaceae
Gene: ERG2
Product: C-8 sterol isomerase ERG2
Exons: 1
Coding region: 1-672 (223 amino acids)
Biological process (GO): ergosterol biosynthetic process
Cellular component (GO): endoplasmic reticulum
Source: RefSeq, a predicted model, not a curated record
AUGAAGUGUCUUUUCUUUUUGACCGUUUUCGGUAUCUUAGGCUAUUUGAUGAAUUCAGUAUUUUAUACUUGGUUACCAACUAAUUAUAUUUUUGAUCCAAAAACAUUGAAUGAAAUUUGUAACACUGUUUUAGCUACUCAUAACAGUUCUUCCCCAGACUUCUCCACUGAAGCUUUAUUGAGAGAUGUUAGAGAUGGUCUAGCUGCUCAUUAUGGUGAUGAAUAUAUUAACAAGUACAUCGAAGAAGAAUGGGUUUUCAACAACGCAGGUGGUGCAAUGGGUCAAAUGAUCAUCUUGCAUGCUUCAGUCACUGAAUACGUUAUUCUAUUUGGUUCUGCUGUUGGUAAUGAAGGUCAUACCGGUGUUCAUUUUGCCGAUGAUUACUUCACUAUCUUACACGGUUUCCAAUAUGCCGCUUUACCAAAUGCAACACUACCAGAAGUUUACGCUCCAGGUAUGACUCAUCAUUUGAAGAAAGGUUAUGCCAAGCAAUACGCUAUGUCUCAAGGUGCCUUUGCCUUAGAGUUAGCUCAAGGUUGGAUCCCAUGCAUGUUGCCAUUCGGUUUCUUAGACACUUUUUCAUCAACCUUAGAUCUAUACACUCUUUACAGAACCGUUUACCUCACCGGAAGAGAUAUGAUCAAGAAUUUGAUUGUCAACAGAAAGUUUUAG